GGGCCAGAAGCCGGCGCGUUUACCGACGGCAAGGCCAGGAUAGGCGGAGGCACUCGAUUGAGGGAGCGGAGGGUUACGGAGCUCGCGCCCCCCCCACCUCCCCCUUUCAGGAGGGGUGGUGCGGCCGGGCUGCAGUCAGACUGAGGAGAAAGUUUUGAAGAAACUUCGGGAAAGUCUUGAGGGGAACGCGAUCUUGGGCUCGGAGUUUGUGCGUGCGUGUGUGUGUGUUUUUUUUUAAAAUAGAGUUUUUUUUUGUUGUUGUUUUUUUUUUAAAAAAAAGAAUUAAAGACGGAAUAAGCCAACCCCGUGCGGGAAAUGUCUUCGAUCCUGCCUUUCACUCCGCCGAUUGUCAAACGUCUCCUGGGCUGGAAGAAAGGAGAACAAAACGGCCAGGAGGAGAAAUGGUGUGAGAAAGCGGUUAAAAGUUUGGUGAAAAAGCUGAAGAAAACCGGCCAGUUGGACGAGUUGGAGAAAGCAAUUACCACGCAGAGUAUUAACACCAAAUGCAUAACCAUCCCCAGAGAGGAACACUACAAGCAUAUAUCUCCUAACUCAACUGCACCACAAUCUCAGUCCCUUGAUGGAAGGCUCCAAGUUUCCCAUCGGAAGGGUCUGCCCCAUGUCAUCUACUGUCGCCUUUGGCGUUGGCCAGAUCUCCACAGUCACCAUGAACUUCGAGCCAUGGAAAUGUGUGAGUUUGCCUUUCACAUGAAGAAGGAUGAGGUCUGUGUGAAUCCUUACCAUUACCAAAGAGUGGAAACACCAGUUUUACCUCCUGUUCUUGUGCCAAGGCACACAGAGGUGCCCUCUGAAUUCCCACCCUUGGAUGACUAUACACAUUCCAUCCCAGAAAACACAAACUUCCCAGCAGGUAUCGAACCACAGAGCAACUAUAUACCAGAGACACCACCUCCAGGUUACAUAAGUGAGGAUGGAGAAACUAGUGACCAUCAGAUGAACCAUAGCAUGGAUACAGGUUCUGCAGCUGAUUUAUCUCCAAACCCUUUGUCGCCCACGCACAGUAACUUGGACCUGCAGCCAGUCACCUACUGUGAGCCAGCUUUCUGGUGCUCCAUCGCUUACUAUGAACUGAACCAGCGAGUGGGAGAGACUUUCCACGCUUCACAGCCUUCUCUCACUGUCGACGGUUUUACUGACCCAUCAAACUCUGAACGCUUCUGCUUAGGGCUGCUGUCGAAUGUGAACAGGAAUGCAGCAGUGGAGCUGACAAGAAGGCACAUUGGCAGGGGAGUCAGGCUAUACUACAUUGGGGGAGAGGUCUUUGCUGAAUGCCUGAGUGACAGCGCCAUCUUUGUCCAGAGUCCGAAUUGCAACCAACGUUACGGGUGGCACCCUGCAACUGUUUGCAAGAUCCCGCCAGGAUGCAACCUCAAGAUCUUUAAUAACCAGGAGUUUGCAGCCUUGCUAGCUCAGUCAGUCAACCAGGGCUUUGAAGCAGUGUACCAGCUGACCAGGAUGUGCACGAUCCGAAUGAGCUUUGUCAAAGGCUGGGGAGCAGAAUACAGACGCCAGACAGUGACCAGUACUCCCUGCUGGAUUGAGCUUCACCUGAACGGACCUCUGCAGUGGCUGGACAAAGUCCUCACCCAAAUGGGAUCACCAGCCAUUCGAUGCUCAAGCAUGUCGUAAAAGGUUGGAUUUAUCUCAGGGAAGACACCUGCCAAAUCUUACCAGUCGAGCUAUAGCUUUUAAUUUAUAGAAAUGUAAUUCAUUAUCAUCAUCAUCAACAAAACAACAACAACAACUGGCUUCUUCUGCAGUGAUACCAGGUAUCAUCAUUGCCACUUCCCAUGAUAACUGUAAGCACUUUCUGUGGCAAUGUUGUUGGGAAAUAGUUACAAGGGAAAACCGCAUAAUGAUUGAGAAACAAAGGAAGAAAAACAUGAAUUUUUCAUUUGUUUUCUACUGGAGAAAAGACUUUCACCCUGCUACCAGAUGGCAAAUUUGUCAGUGGUUGUUUUGUGCCAACUGUAGAUCUGACCAUUUUGUAUUAUUGACUACUUUAAUGUCCUGUCUCUAGAACUAGAUUGAAUAGUACAGUUGCCUAGAGACCGAUUGAUCUCUCUCUCUCUAGUUUUUAUUUUUUACCAUCCUCCUGAAACUAUUGAUGGUUGCACCAGGGAAGAAGGUCCGUUCCUGCCUGCGAUUACCAUGGUAACUUGAGCCAUUUUUUUUUAUACUCAGAAGAGAGAAACUAUCACAACUGUUCUGUUCUGAUCAGCCCAUUCUCUCAAAACUCAAUGGCUUUGAGCCCACAAUGGGUCUGCAGGCUCUAUCACUGUAUAGCACCAAUUGUUGGGGAUUGGAGAAUGGAGCUGUCCUUCCCAGAGCAUAUUCUCAUCAUCAAUGUACUGGAAGCUUGUGAUUUCCUUUUUUCCUCUCUGUCAGUUCCCAUUUUUCCUAUUGUGUUUAUAUUUUGUAUUAUGAAAGUUUGACUUGUACAUUGGCCACCUGCUUUUGCUUUCUAGUCGGAGUUGAAACAGAUUUUGAGCACUUGGUUAUAGCUGGCAGCGGUUAUUUUUGAAUAAUCCAACCCCUCUGCUGAUAACUUUUCAUUGGAUUUGAUACACCGCCUGGGAUUUUUUUUAAAUGGCGCUAUAUAAAUGCCAGCUGUGGAGAUGUGUGUAGCAUCCAAUGUUAAUUUUCUUAACCCAACUCUAAUUGCCCCCAAAAAACAAAAAAUUGGGCCCUGCCUCAGAGCUGGCUUGCUGUGUUCUUCCAGUCUCCUGCAUGCCUAUCAUUGCUGUCUGUAACAUUUAAUGCCUGGAAAAAUGUGGCACUGAGUUGCACUCAAAAAGGCUUAUGCAAACCAAAAUGAUGUUGACUGAAGUGGUUAGUUCACAAUAGGUGACUUUGGAUGAUUUUCCCCUGGGAUAUUCUAUUACUGGGGAGAGGAGUGGGGUAAGGCAAGGAGGAACUGUGUUGUGAUUGCAAACACACUCCAUCCUUACUCAAUGAUGAGGUAGCAUUGUUACCCACCUAGGCUCCCACUACUUGGACAAGGAAAUAGAUAAACAACAAUCUGUGGAACUGCAUCCUUGAAACAGUCCAUGUGUGCAUGAGGAGGAGAAACAAAUGCAGCAAUUUAUUUUGACGGUUUUCUAACUUGCUGCCUUAGUAGUAAUUGUUUAUAAUUUUCUGUUUUUGUUUCUGAAGGGGUCCAAUUCAAACUUACAACAAAAGCUAAAUUACCAUCAUUUGACAGUGAGACUCUGACUGAACUGAAACAAUCAAUAUAUUCAAUUAAAUAUAUAUUUUAAAUGGUAAAGCAUAGUUUCGGUUUAGCUGGAGUGUACACAUGUUGUAAUCCAUGCUAUUGUCAGUGUAUCCUCGUCUAAUGGUGGUAAUUCCUGCUCCUGGACUGGAACUUGGAAGUUAGAAAUGCAAAUCUCAAUCUGACACCUGCUGCUGAUGCUAACUGAUGCUUCUUCUUUUCUCUGCAAUGGGGUAUGGGAACCUCACUUUCAUUUUUAUGUUAAUAUUUCUACUCCAAAGACAAUGUUAAAUGAUUCUCCUCCCCUGUAAUCUCACUGGAGAUUGUUAAUCUAUGAGUAUAGAGAAUUAUUUCUCUAUCACAAUAAGUUAUAUAUUCUCUGUGUAAGCAUCACUGGAUGCCAAUACAGAGGGGAAACUCUGACAUUUGUCUUAUGUUAGCUGUAAGAAAUUCUAGUGUUUCAAAAGCAACUUCUUGAGCUGAGGUCAGCCUUACAGCAUUGGUCAGGGAAAUUACCUUCAUGACUAUCUUUGCUUCUUAGAUCACUUGGACUAAAACUAUUGGAAGAAGCUAUUUACAUUCAAUAUAAGGGUAACAAAUGGAUCUAUAGGGCAAUUUAUUGUAACAGCUUGCUGUUUGCCUUUGUUUCUUCCAUCUAGCCAGUCUUUGUAGCUUUCAUCCAACUGCUACCAUUUAAAAUUUCCCAGUGUUUAAUCUCCUGCUCAGACUUCAUGUCUUCCUCUUUUGUAAAAUGCUCAGAUUUUUUUUUUAUAGGAGUAUAGGUGUAUGUUUGCCUACAAAUUUACACCUAUGUUUGGGGAUUAAGUUGGGGUGGGAGGUCAGAUUCAUUGUGAGCUAGUGUGUGAAGGGGAGUGGGAAGGGGUAAGAAUAUUCACUAUUCAUUUUCCACUUUGGUGCUUUGCGUUCUUGGUCCUAAUCUUGUGUUCACAGCUCCCUGUCCACACUGAAUAGGCAUGGAAUGUUUCCUGUUCCCUCUGCUGCCUGCAAGGAAUCUUUAUUUUCAGAUCAACUUUUUAUUAAUUGGAAGCUAGGGAUGGUUUGUACAUAUUUAAUAAGAUUUACAUCAAUGUAUUCCAAAUCAGCAAGCUAUAAGGUAAUACAAGAAAAUCAAGUAACUGACAGACCUGAGACAUUUUUAUUGAUAGAUUCAUUAUGUGUCGGCUUUGCCUGGUUUCGUCAAUAUUUGCAUUCAAGUCCUGCACCAAUAGAUCAUAGCUACGUCGGUACAGUAAGUAGAGUUUGGAGGUACCUACUUUUGGAGGGGAGGUUAAGCAGAGGCUAUCUUCAUAUUCAAAAGUUGUUUGUACCAACAUUCCUUGCUUAACUAUCACCACAAAAAGCAGAUUAAAUGGUCAAUCACCAUGCUCCAUGUGGAAUGAUGAAAAUGCAGUGGCACAGCAAAGGAUGUCUAUAAAUACAUCAUGCAGCAUUUCAACUCAACUGUUUUUGGGAUACUCAAAUUGGCAGCAUUGAGGAAAGCUACAAAGCAACUGGGAUUGGGAUUAAGAUCCCAGUUGCAUCAGCUGGCGGGAACACCAAGCUCCUGUCUCCCCAGCAGAAAAAUCAUACGCUUUCAGAGGAACUGAGUUAGCAUUCCGGCUCAUCUGAGAGAUGGAUCCACACUGUGCAGCCAGCAGUCAAUGUUUGGGGGUGUGCAUUAGGCUAACUCUCUCAACCAUUUUUCUUGACAUCUCUGUAGGAAAAGCAGCUGGCUUCAAUUCUAUACCUCCCCUUAAACUACUGUAUGCCUGUCACAGACAUUUCCAUGUGUUGUUUUUUUUAAGCAGCUGGUAACACUUAUUCUUUGUGGAGGAAAAUUCCAGCCCUGAUUAACUGAGGUUUAAACAGAAGAUUGUAAUAACUGACCUUUUAGUAUAAGUUUUUUUUUUAAAAUCAUGUAAGUUCUGCUAAGGAGUGGAAUUAUGCUUUUAUUUGAAAUAAAAAUUAGACAAGAUUAAAACCAGUCUGCUCAGGAUUUCCUAGGAUGAUUAUCAUUGUGACUGCUGUCUAAAAGCUGUGUAGCUGGGGGAGUGAAUGCUUCUAAAAACCCCACUAGAAAGUAGAAAAUCAAAACACCAGGUUAUAGAUCAACAAGUUUAUUUGGAAGCACUAGCUUUCAGACUUACCUAAUGAAGAAGUGAUCCAAAAGCUAGUGCUUCCAGAUAAACCUGUUGGACUAUAAUCCGGUGUUGUGUGAUGUUUAACUUUGUCCACCGCAGUCCAACACCGGUACCUCCAUAUCAUGCCUAGAAAAUAGCACAUUGAAUUAACAUGUUCCACAAUGCCGCUCCUUCAAAUUAUUUAGGGAACUGAAAAUUAAAGAAUCUCUGAAAUGCAUUCAUAAUUUAGUACUGCAAUAGCAAAGUACAUUAAUUACUCACGUGAGUCAGCAUCUGUGGAGAGACAAUCAGAACCCCUGAAAGGUUAUCAACCAGAAAUCAUCACUCCAUUUCUCUCUACACAGCUUAGCUUGAAUGGCUGGUUGAUUUGUGACAGUGAUGCCAAUAGGCAUGGUUUCAAAUUCUGUACCAUACCAUAAAGGUUCUGCCUUCUCAGCUGUGCUCCUCUCCUGCGGUGUGGUGACCUUCAGGUUAAACCACCACCAGUCAUCUCUAACAAAAAAGCAGCCAUAUGGCCUCUUGGACUAUAGUGAUUUUACUACUCUACAUCGAUACUGCCCAGGUUAUUUCCAGUAUUCUUGGUUUCUAGUUUAGGCAUAUCCAAUAUACUGUUCUAGAAAGCUGUAGCUCCAGGCAUAAAAACUUUGUAAGAGUCAGACACCCAUCAUCGUACCUAUUACAGUGCAGACUCCAUGACUUGUGACUGCAGUUACAGGUAGGCAGUGUAAUGCUUACCUUGGAAUCUGCUACUUCUCUCAACUAACAGGUAUUUGCAUUACCUAAACAACAGAAAAUACAGGAUUGUAACUGUAUACAUAGAGAAGUCCAAGAUUCACCCUGUAACUGUGAUCAGAGAAUUGGGGAAACACCAGUAUACAAACAAAAACUACGAAUGACAGUGUUGGCUUAGUUUUUAGAUUCCUGGUACUCAUGAUACUUUUUAAAAGAGAAAUCUGUAGUGAAGUCAUAACCUGGUUUUUAAUCGCCAGUCCACGAAUCAAGUAUGAUUUAGGAGAGAAAGAAGAAAUUGCCUAUAACCAGGUGCAAAUAUUAAAAAAAUGUGAAAUGUUUAAAUCUUAAUGUCCAUACAUCUUUAGACAUUUAUUAGCAAAAUGCAAACACCUCAACAACCAUCUUUGUACUGUACAGAUUGUGUGUAAACUACAGAUUAUAUUCCUGUCUGGUUGGACAACUGAACACGUCCAAAUGACUUGGUGCUAAAUGAGCUAUAUGAUAAUCCCAGCAGGUAUAUCGUCCAGGGUGUUAUCUACGUAAGGGCAGAAUUAGGGUAUGUUGCUUCCCUCCAUCAAGGAACCUAUAGUUGAGGAAUAAAAGGCAUAGCCCAUGACACCUCAAACUUGGCCCAGUAUAUCUGGGAAAACAAGCUCUAUGCAGACAAACUACAUGUAAUUUUUGUUGUUUUAAUUAGAACAAAACCUUCUGGAAUAGUAAUUUGGUAGUACAGAACUCUAGGAUUGUUGACAACUGUGUAUCACACAAGCCAAAAGAUGUUCAGCCCAUAUCACAAAUAAAUAAUGUGGUUUAUGAAUUUCAGUGCCAGGGUGAUGCUAGGUAUAUAGGCUAUAUGUCCAAAAGACUGGUGGAUUGUAUCAAAUAAUAUCAAAGAUAUUGAAUGUAUCCAAUCAACCUGUGCUUCUAGAACAUUAGAAGUGAUUCUGUGAUUGGACAACAACAAAUUGAGAAUAAUUACUUUAAAACCAAUUUAGGAUUUCAGUUGGGCCCACAUUGUAGUGCAGAUGAACCAACUGGAAGCUAAGUAUUAAUACACAGGACCCUGUUCUUUAUAGACAGAAAGUGUGCAUACACUACACCGUUUCAACUCAACAAAAUAGGUGACAAGUAGUUUCUUAAUUUCUCAGGGCAAUGCCUUAGAGUCAAACUGUCUGAUUUUAAAUUUAAGCAAGGUUGAAUGUUAACUGUCAGUCAUCAUCAAACUGGUGCAUUUCCAUGGUACCACCUCUACCAAUUAAAGUCCACUUACCAGCCAGUCAGCAAUCAUCUCAUACAUUAGUUUUUUUUCCCCAUUUCAAUUGGUAUUCCUGUAAAUGGUUGAGUUCAAAACAAAAAGCUUUGACAAAGUGUCUUUUACUACUAAAAGGGCAUCAUAUUUUGCAAGAUGGAUCAAAGCACUAUUGAACAGGUUCUGAUUGUUGAGGUUUAAAUAGAAAUCCACUUCAAUGGGUCUACUUUGGGAUUUUCUCUAGUCUAGCUUGCUUUGUGGUGCAGUGCAUCAUGGCAUAAGGCACCCUCCACACAGCAUCUGUGAUGCUUACAACAAUGGAAUAAUGAUCAAUGGAAUUUUAAAAAAAUUGUCUCAUGCUGUGUAUUUUUCUAUUUAAUGAAAUGUAAUGUGAUUCAUGCAAGUAUGCUUUUUUAUUUUACAAAAAGUUGGCAAUUGAACAUGUGUCCACCAUUAUUGCUUGCUGUGUACUAUUCCACAGAUGCAGUUUAGAUCGAUUAACUUGUGACUCACAUUAGCAUUUUUUUCAAGUUCUGUAGAGGUACCUUGUGAAUCUUUCGAAGUAACAUUAAGCUUUUUAGUUCCAGCAGAAAAUACUGCAUUACUUUCACAUUUUACAAAAAAAGGUGCUUUCUUGUACAUUGUUUCUGUUUUCUACUUUAAUGUUCAGAAAUGGCCAAAAAUCCUUUUCCAUUAUGUAAAUGUUUCAAUAUUAUUAUUAAAGUUCAAUUUAUCAUAUUAACCAACA
This is a messenger RNA of Chiloscyllium plagiosum (whitespotted bambooshark), 8105 nucleotides long. Its product is annotated as SMAD family member 3. Lineage: Eukaryota; Metazoa; Chordata; Chondrichthyes; Orectolobiformes; Hemiscylliidae. Gene Ontology annotation, cellular component: heteromeric SMAD protein complex. Gene Ontology annotation, biological process: activin receptor signaling pathway; transforming growth factor beta receptor signaling pathway; cell differentiation. The record is from RefSeq and is a predicted model, not a curated record. Gene Ontology annotation, molecular function: RNA polymerase II cis-regulatory region sequence-specific DNA binding; DNA-binding transcription factor activity, RNA polymerase II-specific; I-SMAD binding.